Molecule: messenger RNA, 1975 nt
Organism: Ruditapes philippinarum (Manila clam)
Lineage: Eukaryota; Metazoa; Mollusca; Bivalvia; Venerida; Veneridae
Product: zinc finger protein 665-like
Exons: 2
Coding region: 22-1386 (454 amino acids)
Source: RefSeq, a predicted model, not a curated record
AAACGGUAUCUGACAGAACACAUGAAAAUACAUACAGGAGAAAAACCAUAUACAUGUGAUAUUUGUAAUAGUGCUUUCAUUCGAAAGAGUAAUCUUAAGCGACACAUGCAAAUACAUACCGGAGAAAAACCAUUUAAAUGUGAUGAAUGUAAAAGCACUUUUGGUCACAAAGGUCAUCUGACAGAACACAUGCGAAUACAUACUGGAGAAAAACCAUUUUUAUGUAAUGUAUGUUAUAAUACUUUCAUUUCAAAGAGUAAACUUAAGCUACACAUACGAAAACAUACUGGAGAAAAACCAUAUAAAUGUGAUAAAUGUAGUAGCACUUUUAGUCAAAAAGAUAGUCUUAAUACACAUGCGAGAAUACAUACUGGAGAAAAACCUUUUCAGUGUAAUGUAUGUGACUCGGCAUUUAGCGACAAGAGAAGCCUUAUGCGACACCUUAGAAUACAUACUGGAGAAAAACCAUUUCAGUGUAAUGUAUGUGACUUAGCAUUUAGCACCAGCAGUAGUCUUAGGAGACACCUAAGAAUACACACUGGAGAAAAACCAUUUAAAUGUGAUGAAUGUUAUAGUACAUUCGGUCACAAAAGUCAUCUGGCAGAACACAUGCGAAUACAUACUGGAGAAAAACCAUUUUUAUGUAAUGUAUGUAAUAAUUCUUUCAUUUCAAAGAGUAAACUUAAACGACACAUACGAGUACAUACUGGAGAAAAACCGUUUAAAUGUGAUGAAUGUAAUAGUACUUUCAGUCAAAAAAGUUCUUUGACAGAACACAUAAGAAUACAUACAGGAGAAAAACCAUAUAAAUGUGAUGUAUGUGAUAAAGCAUUCAGACAAACAGGUAAUCUGAAAUCACACAUGAGAAUUCAUACUGGAGAAAAACCUUACAAAUGUGAUGUGUGUGAUAGUUCAUUUAGCCAAAAGUGUUAUCAAAAGAAACACAUGAGAAAACAUACAGGAGAAAAACCAUAUAAGUGUGAUGAAUGUAAUAGCACUUUUAGUCAAAAAGGUAAUCUUAAUACUCAUGCGAGAAUACAUACUGGAGAAAAGCCAUUUCAAUGUAAUGAAUGUUAUGGUACAUUCAAUCAAAAACGGUAUCUGACAGAACACAUGAAAAUACAUACAGGAGAAAAACCAUAUACAUGUGAUAUUUGUAAUAGUGCUUUCAUUUCAAAGAGUAAUCUUAAGCGACACAUGCAAAUACAUACCGGAGAAAAACCGUUUAAAUGUGAUGAAUGUAAUAGCACAUUUGGUUUAAAAAUUCGUCUGACAGAACAUAUGAGAAAACAUAUUGGUGAAAAACCAUUUUUAUGUUAUGUAUGUAAAAAAGCUUUCAUUUCAAAGAGUAAUCUUAACCCAUUACUUCAUAUACACGCCUUUUAACGCCUCUUUCACCCCCCCCCCCCCUUUUUGUUGUCUCAAAUGAUGAAAAAAUGCCUUAUUUAGGCCCCAAACACUUGUUUUUGUUUGAGAAAUGUUGUUAAAAAAAGUGACCUCUUUUUCGGCGCGGCCCCCCAACCAAAAGAUACAUCAGGGGGUUGCCAGAAGGGGGAUGUGCCCCCUUCUGUUUGAAGGGGGGCGGAGUCCCCCUCAUCGCCAAGAAAAAUUUUGGACUUGUGAGAGGCUGUAAAUGACCCCAGAUUGAUCAUAAGGUAACGUGUAACCAACGCUGAAAAGCAUUUGACUCUAUCUCAAUCCAUUGAGAAGUUGCAGCACUUUGAAAUCAAUUUUGAUGGAAAAAUCAACGCAAAAUAGUGAUUUUUGGCAAUUUUGAGAUGUCCCCUCGUUGCCAUGGUAACAGAAAAUUUAAGCCUGAGCAUGUUGUUGCAAGGGCAAUGGUCCAGUCAACAUUUGUGCCAAGUUUGAUUAGUGUUGAAGCAGUUUUUAUAGUAUUAUAGCAAUUUGAACUUGUAACGGGAGACUUUUCAAUGAAAACAGCCAUUUUUCACAAAAUGCUCAUGAAGUAAUGGGU